AUGGCACCGUAUCCCGCGCGAGCAGCACCAGGAGGGGUCUCUGGCAGUCCGGCGAGCCCUGGGGCCGGUACCGGCACUGGAGCUAGCGCGGGUGAGGACUUGGCGGCGCAGCUUCAGAAGCGUCGUCACGGUCCUGCCGCUGACGAGCCCAAGGGAAAGCAGGACACGGCUGCAGAGGAGGUUGAUAGCUCGGUCGCGUCCGUGGAGUCCAGCUUCGUGCCGCUGGAGGCAUCCCCACCGCCGGUGCCGGCGUUGACCAGGCUGGACCCGAAUUUAGGCCACCUGAUUGCCACCGCCCCUUUCUCUAAGGGCGCCGGCGGCGUCGAUUGGACAACAGCGACGACGGCACCAGCAAGCUGUCCACGAAGUCCUCCAUGGGCUCAUCCCGUUGGCAUUUCGCACUAA
This is a messenger RNA of Miscanthus lutarioriparius, 405 nucleotides long. The record is from the annotation of a GenBank genome assembly. Lineage: Eukaryota; Viridiplantae; Streptophyta; Magnoliopsida; Poales; Poaceae.